AGUCAAAAAAAAAAAUAACGUCGCGCUCAAAUGCAUAAAAUUUUAUGGUUCAGCUACAUCGGGAAAAAGAAAGGUUUUCUGAGUCCGUGCGACAAAAUAUGCGUGAAUGCAGCUAGAAAAGUACAGAGGUGCGACAAAAGCUAUUCCCCACCAAAGUUGAGAAACAUGAAGAGUUACUAUACCUACAGUAUUGUACUGGGUAGUCUCUUCAGUACAGUUAUGUGGACCAUCUACAAGCUGGGUAAGCCCGAGGAAGACCAUCGGGGUCCUAUAGAUGAUGAAUUCAGUCAUCUUCCCUGGUUCCGUCAGUACUUAAUGAGGAUGUGGCACACACUUCAGUAUUAUGAAAAAAUGGUGGAAGAACCCCAGAUGUCAAAGUUGCUGCCAAACGUUGUCCCACCGCCGUAUAUACAACCUCCCUAUUCACUGGUCCUGGAAAUCAAAGACGUCCUGGUGCAUCCGGAUUGGACUUAUCAGACGGGGUGGCGGUUUAAAAAGCGGCCCGGUGUGGAUUACUUCCUGCAGCAUUGCAGUCGGAAUUUCGAAAUUGUAAUAUAUACUUCAGAGGAGGGUAUGACCGCAUUUCCCCUCCUGGAUGCUUUGGAUCCCUAUGGCUACAUAAGUUAUCGGCUAGUAAGAGGUGCCACGGACUGUGUGGAGGGGCAGCAUACCAAGAACCUCGACUAUCUUAACAGGGACCUGAGCCGAGUGAUAGUUAUUGAUUGUGACCCGUAUACCACUCCCUUGCAUCCCGAUAAUAGCUUGGUACUCACAAAGUGGCUGGGUAACGACGAUGAUGUUCAGCUCUUUGAUCUCACGGCUUUCCUGCAGUUGGUGGCCGAGCACCAAGUGAGUGAUGUAAGGGAGGUGCUGCGAUAUUAUCGCCAGUUCGAGGACCCCAUUCAGCAGUUCAAAGACAACCAACGACGACUGCAGGACCAGAAUUAGUAAAGCAUUCAAAACUUACCAACUUGUGAACGGCAGUGAAACUUGACUUCGUUGGGACGCUCCCUUCGAGUGUCUUCAAUCAAAUAAAUUUUCGUUU
Drosophila erecta is the source of this 1045-nucleotide messenger RNA. RefSeq names its product mitochondrial import inner membrane translocase subunit TIM50-A (gene ttm3). The coding region runs from base 31 to 948 and encodes 305 amino acids. Gene Ontology annotation, molecular function: phosphoprotein phosphatase activity. The transcript has a single exon. The record is from RefSeq and is a predicted model, not a curated record. Lineage: Eukaryota; Metazoa; Arthropoda; Insecta; Diptera; Drosophilidae.